This is a messenger RNA of Oncorhynchus tshawytscha (Chinook salmon), 1325 nucleotides long. Its product is annotated as regulator of G-protein signaling 8. The transcript has 5 exons. NCBI's taxonomy places the organism in Eukaryota, Metazoa, Chordata, Actinopteri, Salmoniformes, Salmonidae. The record is from RefSeq and is a predicted model, not a curated record. Bases 193 to 903 code for a protein of 236 amino acids.
UUCUCUGUCACUGAUGAUGCGGUAAACUGAGUAGUUUACCUAGGUCAGGAAGUAGCGUGGAAGGUACUGGGGAAAUGUUUGGGCUAUGUUGUAGCUUUAAAAAGAGAUGUGGGACAAACCAUAGGGUUGAAGGAGCACUAAGAACUGAUUGUGCUCUGCUUUCAUAUAUGCUAAAGUUAGAAGGAAGCUAGAAUGGAAACACUUGUUUUUCUGUUUCCUCAAUUGAACUUUUUUGCCCCAAAAGAGGAAGCAUAUUUCAAAAUGCUCUGUCCUGAGGACUUGUUGGCACCGAGAAUGAAAGCUAGUAAUUUCAGAUUGAAAGACAAGAAGAGCCGACUGAGCCUUCUGCUGACCAAGUCAGGCUCCCAUGAAAACAUCAGUCCAGAAAAAAAGACAGCCACCACCAACAACAACAUCUCACCAGAGGCAGCAUUGAGAUGGAGGGACUCCUUUGAAGAUCUGAUCAGACAUUCAGACGGAGUGGAGUCGUUCUCUCAGUUCCUCAGGACAGAGUUCAGUGAGGAGAACAUUGAGUUCUGGUUGGCCUGUGAGGAGUACAAGACCAUCGACUCGGAAAUCCGGCUCAUCUCCAAAGCCAAGCACAUGUAUUCUGUCUUCAUUGAAGCCGAGGCCCCAAAAGAGGUCAACAUCGACUAUGCCUCCAAGGUGGCCAUCCAGAAGACCAUGGCUUCGCCGACGAAUACCUGCUUCGAUGCGGCGCAGAGCAAAGUCUACAGCCUGAUGAAAAAAGACUGCUACCCAAGGUUCCUCACGUCAGACAUCUACCUGCACCUCACCAAGAGAAAAGGCCCUGGGACCACCAUGUACCGCCGGAGGUCACGGUCCUGUGUUUUCAAUGAGCCGCGAGGGGAGGCCACCAGCGACUCCUCUGACUGGUUGUAGCAUCGUAAGCCGAGAGUAGCACAAUACACACACUCACACACACAGACACACACACAGACACACACACACACACACACACACACACAGACACACACGCACCCUUCCAAAUUCCCUUGCAGUGCAAUGCCUGUCGCUGACUAGUUGUGUGAUUGUGGAAAGCUGUACCUUUUUAAUGAGAGACUUUCUGAAGAGAUUUGACUUUACAGCUAUCAAUUAAAAUGUUCCCCAUCUAGACAGCAAACAUGAACAGACUGUGUAAGAAUACUAAUAUGCAAUAUUCAUCUUGUUUACCGUUAAAUGUCUUGCCACUGCUUGUAUUAAUUCAAUAAUUUAUUAUAAUAAUAUGUUAUGUUGGCUUUUAGUUGUAAAUUGUAUAUAUUGUCUGGAGAGUAAUUAUUGGAAUAAACAACAUAUAAUAUAAA